GUUUUUCUUUACAUCAGCUGAAGAGCUCACGUACUUGGGCAGCGCCUAGUUUCUCCAUUUUUUCUCCUCUCUUUUGCCUUUCCAAAUGAAGCUCUUACAAUCUCUAAAACCAAUUAAUUUGAUUGCAUUCCGGAGUGAAUUCGUGAAUUUCUACUCUACAGUUGUGAAGGAUAACCUUUACAGAAGGAUUUCUCCGGUGGGUGACCCUAAUAUCUCUGUAACUCCACUUCUUGAUCAGUGGGUGUUAGAAGGCAGGCUUGUUCAGCAAGACGAACUUCGGCAUAUCAUCAAGGAGCUUAGGGUUUACAAGCGGUUCAAACAUGCUCUUGAGAUAUCAAAGUGGAUGAGUGAUAAAAGAUACUUUCCUUUAUCGACUGCUGAUAUCGCAAUACGGAUGAAUUUGAUCUUAAGAGUUCAUGGGUUGGAACAAGUGGAAGAUUAUUUCGAUAACAUGCCUAGUCAGUUGAAAAGGUACCAAGUUCAUAUAGCUCUUCUUAACUGCUAUGCGCAUGAAAAGUGCGUGGAUAAAGCCAAUGCCUUCAUGCAGAAAAUUAAGGAAAUGGGUUUUGCUAAUUCUCCUCUUCCAUACAAUAUCAUGAUGAAUCUUUAUCACCAAAUUGGAGAAUUUGAGAGAUUAGAUUCUCUGUUGAAAGAAAUGAAAGAAAGGGGUGUUUAUUAUGAUCGAUUCACAUACAGCAUCCGAAUAAGUGCAUAUGCUGCUGCAUCUGAUUUUAGGGGAAUCGAAAAGAUCAUGGAACAAAUGGAAUCAAAUCCGAGUAUUGUUCUAGAUUGGAACUGUUAUGUCAUUGCUGCAAAUGCUUACAAUAAGGUUGGCUUAAUAGACAAAUCCAUUUCCAUGCUGAAGAAAUCAGAAGGUCUCCUAGCAAAUGUCAAAAAGAAAGGUUUUGCAUUUAAUGUCUACCUCAAACUAUAUGCCAGAAAUGGAAAGAAAGACGAGAUACACCGCAUUUGGAAUCUCUACAAGAAAGAAAAAAUCUUCAACAAAGGUUUCAUCAGCAUGAUAACAUCACUUUUGAUAUUAGACGAUAUCAAAGGUGCAGAGCGUAUUUACAAGGAAUGGGAGACCAGGAAACUGUCAUACGACUUGCGGAUUCCAAACUUGUUGGUUGAUGCGUAUUGUAGAGCUGGUCUAAUGGAGAAAGCUGAAGUGCUUCUAAAUGAGAUGGUGAUUGUAAGACGCAAGUUUUCGGUCGAGUCGUGGUGCUAUUUAGCGAGUGGAUAUCUUCAGAAAGAUCAACUACCUCAGGCAGUUGAGACACUGAAGUUAGCAGCCAGUGUGUGUCCAUCACGACUGAACUACGUCAAGGAAAUUUUGGCAGCAUUUUUGGAUGGGAAGCAAGAUGUGGAAGAAACUGAGAAAGUGGUUAAUUUGUUGAGGGAAAAAGAUGACUCUCAUCCUGCUCGUGCUCAUGAUUACAUUGUUGGAGCGAUUAUGACCGAAUCCGCCUAAUUUAACUUUUAUUCUAAAAGAACCCUUAAGUACUUAAGGGAUAUUUAGUAAGCAAUGGUGAUUAUCAGUCGGUUAGGUUUUUUUAUAUAAAAAAUUGAUCUACCAUAGUUGGUUUAGUGAAGUCUCAAAACGUCCUUAACAUCGAUGAGUAAGGGUCGGUCAGGUUGGUUUAACACUUAAAAUAUUUUUUGGAAAUUCUCGAUUUGAAACUUUUCAAAA
This is a messenger RNA of Cucumis sativus (cucumber), 1690 nucleotides long. Its product is annotated as pentatricopeptide repeat-containing protein At2g20710, mitochondrial. The transcript has 2 exons. Gene Ontology annotation, molecular function: protein binding. The record is from RefSeq and is a predicted model, not a curated record. The coding region runs from base 86 to 1471 and encodes 461 amino acids. Lineage: Eukaryota; Viridiplantae; Streptophyta; Magnoliopsida; Cucurbitales; Cucurbitaceae. Gene Ontology annotation, cellular component: mitochondrion.